AGUUGAGGUUGGAUGCGCGGCGCGGUCUCUCAGCAGAGUAGACUUGGAGAACAGCCUUUUUUGAUGAUUGCAAACCGCUUCAGUUGUGUUCGCGACUCCGGCUCGAGCAGAAGAUAGCAUCCAUCUGCCGCCGAAAGUUACUUCUCUCUCGGCCACAUUUCGUGAUCAUACAUAAAAACAAUCGUCUUUCUCACUCUAAUAGUUCAUACUCUACAUACCGUGAUUGAAAUUAUAUUUACAUUAUUCACUUCAGCUUGAAAAAACGUUCAUGAUUGAAAUGACUUGAAGCCGCGUAUCUUCGUGUGAUUAUCAUUAUUUGUAUUUAGAACAUUAUAUUGUUGAUCGUCGGCAAAAUAAUUGGAGUGGAUUCAAGUUUAAAAAUUUAUUAUUUUUUAUACUUCCAAACAGUUUUCCGCCAGCAUGACUCAACAGCAGAAUGGAGAUGCUACAGACAAACAGGCCAAACAGCAGAGCGAGCAUGAGGACUUGGUGCAGAAAUCGAUGGGUGAUUUCGGACCCUGGCAGGUGUGGAUCUGUCUGUUCCUCUCAAUAGUGAAGAUCCCGGUCGCCUGGUGUCAGCUGGGCAUUGUCUUCCUCGCGGCUCCCAUGCACUUUCAAUGUGCAACCUCGGCGAAUGCAACCGAGUACGAUGCCAGCGAUAGCACGUGGAAUGAGGCAUGCUACACCGCCGAUCAUCAACCUUGCAACAGGUGGCUGUAUGAUCGGUCUGUGUUCCGGGAGACUAUCAUAUCCGAGUGGGAUCUAGUUUGCGAUCGAAAGCAACUAGCCAACGUGGCGCAAAUGAUUCUCAUGAUUGGAAUUCUCGUUGGAAAUCUAUCAUUCAGCAUAGCAGCUGACAGGUUCGGUAGGAAGUCUCCAGUGAUAUUCGCUGGUGUGAUGCAGAUGAUUACCGGAGUAGCGACUGCUAUGAUGCCCUGGCUCAGUGCUUUCUUCUUAUUCCGCUUUUUACAAGCGGUGGCGGUUGGAGGAACAAUGACUGUCAGCUUUGUGCUGUGUAUGGAAUUUCUGGGAGGAAAGUGGAGAACCAUUAUUUCGUCACUGACACAUGUUCCAUUCAAUAUUGGUCAAAUGACAAUGGUUGUUAUAGCUUACUAUACUCGAGAUUGGAGACUAUAUCAGUUGGCAGUCUCCCUACCGUGUGUCCUUUUCAUCUUCUACAUUUGGCUUAUCCCAGAAAGUCCUCGCUGGCUUUUGGCAGUCGGUAAGAACAAGCAAGCGUUGGAAAUUUUGGAGGUUGCUGCGAGGAAAAAUAAAAAUCCGUUGCCUUCUCUCCCAGAUCUUGGAAACGGAAAAAAGAAGAAAGAAUCAAAGGAUGAAAACAACCUUGAAAAUAAAGUUGGAAUUCUGGAUUUGGUUCGCACCCCCAAUAUGAGGAAAAGAACGUUUGCCGUUUGCUUUGAUUGGGCCGCUUGUGGAUUGUGCUUCUAUGGUCUAACACAGUAUGUCAGCCAUGUUGGAGGCAACAUAUUUCUCAACGUUGCAAUAUCAGGUUCUUUGGUAGUUCCAGGAAUGUUAUUAUCCAUUUAUUGUAUGGAGAGCUUGGGCCGAAGGAUGACCUUAGCUGGAGGUCAAAGUAUGUCGGCACUCGCUUGCUUAUUGCUCAUGCUCUGCCAUAAUUAUGAAUCAUCAGACCUGGCCUGGUCAGAGGUAUUGUUCGGUUCGAUCGGGAUUCUGGGAUGUGGCAUUUCGUUUCCAACGCUGUACUUGUUCACCGGAGAGUUCUACCCAACGGUGAUCAGGAACAUUGGCGUGGGCACAGGCUCGCUGUGCGCCCGGAUUGGAUCUAUGGUGGCGCCGUUUGUUGCUUCUCUGAAUACAAUACAUCCCCUGCUUCCACCUCUGGCAUUCGCGGCAAUAUCACUGAUUGGGGCUGCUGUUGGACUUUGCCUGCCUGAAACUCACAACUGCGACCUUCCACAAACAAUCGAAGAAGGCGAGAACUUUGGAAUAAAACACAAGAAAGAAUUGACGAAUGGAACUGGUAAUCCCGCAUUCACCAAUGACGAAUCGGUCUACUGAUAGAUUGCAAUCCAAUUUAGACAAUUGGAGAAAGUUUGGACCUAUUAGGGCUUUUGGCUGUGAAAAAACUCAAUUGUUUAUCAUGAUACAAUAUCAUGCAUUGAUAUUGUAUAAUAUAUGUAUGCAGUAUUAUUUUUGCCUUUGAUUAUGUAAUUUUAUAUAGAUAGAAGGAAAACUCUACGUAAUUGUUCUACAAUAUGAAAGCAUAAAACUUCAUUUUCAUGAAGUACCUUUAGGACGUUCAUUCAUAUAUUUGAAUAUGUUGUACAGUUAAAAGAUACUAAGCUAAGAAUUUACAUUUUUCAAAAAUAUCUUAUUGUAAUCUAUAAAAUUUGUUGCAAGUUGAAAAUAGAAUUAGAAUUUACCAUUUUUGUUUUCAAUAUUCUUAUAAAAAUUAUUGUAAUCUUAAUUACUUUUGCUGAAAUCAAUGUAUUAUUUACAUCAAGUAUGCAAUUGAAAUCAUGAUUUUUAUUUUGAAAAUGUGUUGUCCGCUCUCCUAUUGUUAAAAUUAGUACAUUAUUUAUACCUAGUAAAAGUAACUUAUAGGUAAUUCAUGCUCGAAUAAUGCAUUAUUUUCUACAUCUUUGCUCUUCCUAUCAGAAUAAUAAAAUCAUUCCCAACUUUC
Nilaparvata lugens (brown planthopper) is the source of this 2665-nucleotide messenger RNA. Its product is annotated as organic cation transporter protein. The transcript has 11 exons. Gene Ontology annotation, biological process: transmembrane transport. Lineage: Eukaryota; Metazoa; Arthropoda; Insecta; Hemiptera; Delphacidae. The coding region runs from base 421 to 2040 and encodes 539 amino acids. Gene Ontology annotation, molecular function: transmembrane transporter activity. Gene Ontology annotation, cellular component: membrane. The record is from RefSeq and is a predicted model, not a curated record.